CUGAACGCAUCUAAUAAACAAGUCAUGGCGGACGCUGCUGCACGUCAGUUACAAUACGAGUAUAAAGCGAAUUCCAAUCUUGUUUUACAAGCUGAUGUCCGGUUAAUAGAAAGACGCAGUCGAGAUGAAGCUACCGGUGAGGUUAUGUCUCUCGUGGGAAAAUUGGAUGGUACUCGUAUGGGUGAUAGAGCCCAGCGUACCAAACCUGGAAAAGCAGAGGAGAGAAAAGUCAAACGACAAAAACGCGAUGAAGCACAAUAUGACUUCACUCGUAUGAAAGGAGCAACCUUAUUAUCUGAAGGUGUGGAUGAAAUGGUUGGUAUUGUAUAUCGUCCAAAAACACAAGAAACACGUCAAACUUACGAAGUAUUACUCAGUUUCAUACAAGAAGCUUUGGGUGACCAACCACGUGAUAUUCUUUGCGGUGCAGCUGACGAAGUACUAGCUGUAUUAAAAAAUGAUCGACUUAAAGAGAAAGAAAAGAAAAAAGAAACUGAACUUUUACUUGGUUUAUUAGCAGAAGAAAGAUUUGCACUGCUUGUAAAUCUUGGUAAGAAGAUCACGGAUUUUGGUAGCGAUGAAAAAAGUACAACAAACGAUGAAAAUAUUGACGAAACAUAUGGGAUUAAUGUACAGUUUGAAGAGAGUAGCGAGGAAGAUGAUGAAGAUGUAUAUGGAGAAGUACGAGAAAAUGAAGACGAAGGUGAUGAAGGUGAAGAAGCUAAUGAUGACAGAGCUAUUCAUGCAGAAAACCUGGGUGGAACAGAAGAAAUGAAGAAAGAAAAACCAUUACAUCCAUUAGACAUUGAUGCAUAUUGGUUGCAAAGAAGAUUAAGUAGGAUAUAUGAUGAUGCCAUGGUAUCGCAAGCGAGAGCUGCUGAAGUACUAGCUGUUUUGAAAGAUGCCGCAGACGAUCGUGAAUGCGAAAAUCAGCUUGUGCUUUUAUUAGGUUAUGAUUGUUUUGAUUUCAUUAAACAGCUUAAAAAAUAUAGACAUACAGUUGCAUACUGUACGAUGUUGGCCUCAUCGCAGUCCGAAUCAGAAAGACAAAAAAUCCGAAACAAAAUGAAUGAUGAUCCGGUGCUUGCCAAAAUCUUGCGGCAAUUAGAUACAGGUAAAGGUGAAGACGACGCUGAUGAGACAAUGGAAGCGAGAUCCCAGCGCAAAAGACGGGAAGAAAAUGAGGAUACUGGAGGACCUGGAGGACAGGUUCAAGGUACAAGAAACUUGAUAGAUUUGGAAGAUCUUAUAUUUGCUCAGGGAAGUCAUUUCAUGGCCAACAAGCGUUUCUGUAGGAUCAUGUGGGAUCAAGAUUGUUUUAUAUCGCCCAAUCCGAAAUAUAAAUUAACCAAAUAUGAAGAAGUUCACGUUCCUGCUCUAAAACCGAAACCAUUUGCAGAUAAUGAAAAACUGCAUCCAAUUGAGCAAUUACCUAAAUAUGUGCAACCUGCUUUUGAUGGUUUCAAGACGCUGAAUCGUAUACAAAGUCGUUUAUAUCAGACGGCAUUGGAGAGCGAUGAAAAUCUACUCCUGUGUGCUCCAACAGGAGCUGGUAAAACCAAUGUAGCUUUGCUGUGCAUGAUGCGAGAAAUUGGAAGACACAUAAAUGCUGAUGGUACAAUCAAUGCAGAUGAAUUCAAAGUAAUUUAUGUUGCUCCGAUGCGUUCGCUGGUGCAAGAAAUGGUCGGCAAUUUCCGCAAGCGAUUGUCAACAUAUAAUCUGACUGUUUCCGAAUUAACGGGUGAUCAUCAAUUAACACGAGAACAAAUUGCUGCUACUCAAGUAAUAGUAUGUACCCCGGAAAAGUGGGAUAUUAUAACAAGAAAGGGUGGUGAAAAAACUUUUACAUCAUUAGUACGAUUGAUUAUUAUCGACGAGAUUCACUUAUUGCAUGACGAAAGAGGUCCUGUUUUGGAAGCACUGGUCGCAAGGACGAUACGAAACAUCGAAACUACUCAAGAAGAUGUGCGUCUUGUUGGUUUAUCGGCUACAUUACCCAAUUAUCAAGAUGUUGCAGCAUUUUUGCGCAUUAAACCGGAGACAGGACUAUUCUAUUUUGACAAUAGUUUCCGGCCUGUAGCUUUAGAACAGCAGUAUAUCGGCGUUACGGAGAAGAAAGCAUUGAAGCGUUUCCAAGUAAUGAAUGAGAUCGUCUAUGAAAAGACUAUGGAACACGCUGGCAGGAAUCAAGUACUGAUAUUUGUGCACUCACGUAAAGAAACCGGAAAAACAGCACGUGCUAUUCGAGACAUGUGCCUGGAGAAAGAUACUUUAGGUCAAUUUCUUAGGGAAGGUUCCGCGUCGAUGGAGGUUUUGAGAACAGAAGCAGAGCAAGUAAAAAAUCAAGAACUUAAAGAUCUGCUACCAUAUGGUUUUGCGAUUCAUCACGCCGGUAUGACUCGUGUGGAUCGUACGCUAGUGGAGGAUCUCUUCGCCGAUAGACACAUACAAGUUCUCGUAUCUACAGCGACUUUAGCUUGGGGUGUUAAUUUGCCGGCUCAUACAGUUAUUAUCAAGGGUACUCAGGUGUAUAAUCCGGAGAAAGGUAGAUGGGUAGAGCUGGGCGCUUUAGACGUACUGCAAAUGUUAGGACGAGCCGGUCGACCGCAGUACGAUACUAAAGGCGAGGGUAUCCUUAUCACAAAUCAUAGCGAGCUGCAAUAUUAUCUGUCGCUUUUAAAUCAGCAAUUACCCAUUGAAUCGCAAUUAAUCAGUAAGAUGUCCGAUAUGUUGAAUGCAGAAGUAGUGCUAGGAACGAUCCAGAAUAUCAGAGAUGCGGUUACCUGGCUUGGCUAUACUUAUCUUUACAUUAGAAUGCUUCGUUGUCCCAAUCUAUACGGGAUAAGUCAUGACAAAUUGAAACAAGAUCCUUUAUUAGAGCUCCAUAGAGCUGAUCUAAUUCAUUCAGCUGCAGUCGGAUUGGAUCGUAGUGGCUUAAUUAAGUACGAUCGCAAAUCUGGCAAUUUUCAGGCGACCGAAUUGGGUAGAAUAGCAUCUCAUUAUUAUUGCACUCACGAAACGAUGUCUACGUAUAAUCAGUUGCUGAAGCGCACGUUGAGCGAGAUAGAAUUGUUCCGGGUGUUUUCACUGUCGAGUGAGUUCAAAAAUAUAAAUGUCAGGGAAGAAGAAAAACUAGAGCUGCAAAAGCUGAUGGAAAGAGUGCCAAUACCGGUGAAAGAGAGCAUCGAGGAACCAAGCGCGAAAGUCAAUGUGCUAUUGCAAGCAUACAUCUCGCAAUUGAAACUUGAAGGAUUCGCUCUUAUGUCUGAUAUGGUAUUUGUGACGCAAUCUGCCUCACGUCUCAUGAGAGCUAUCUUUGAGAUAGUUCUGUUCCGUGGGUGGGCACAAUUAGCAGACAAAUGCCUAUCUAUCUGUAAGAUGAUCGAUCGCAGGAUGUGGCAAUCAAUGUCGCCACUCAGACAAUUCCGUAAGAUGCCGGAAGAGAUUGUGAAGAAGAUCGAGAAGAAAAACUUUCCAUGGGAGAGACUGUACGAUCUGGGGCCCAAUGAAAUUGGCGAAUUGAUCCGCGUGCCGAAAUUAGGCAAAACCAUUCACAAAUACGUCCAUCAAUUUCCAAAGCUAGGCUUGUCCACGCAUAUCCAGCCGAUUACGCGUUCCACUCUAAGAGUUGUGCUGACUAUCACACCGGAUUUCCAAUGGGAUGAGAAAGUUCAUGGUAUGUCGGAAGCGUUUUGGAUCUUAGUCGAAGACGUAGAUUCGGAGGUAAUUUUGCAUCACGAAUAUUUCUUAUUGAAGGCCAAAUACGCAGCUGAUGAACAUGUAAUUAAAUUCUUUGUGCCAGUCUUUGAGCCUUUGCCGCCACAAUACUUUUUACGCGUUGUAUCCGAUCGGUGGAUUGGGGCGGAGACACAAUUGCCUGUAAGCUUUCGACAUCUGAUAUUGCCUGAAAAGAAUCUUCCGCCUACGGAAUUACUGGAUUUGCAGGCGCUGCCGAUAACAGCGUUGCGAAAUGCUAAAUUUGAAAAUAUCUAUUCUGCUUUUCCACAGUUCAAUCCAAUUCAGACGCAAGUGUUUAAUGCGAUUUAUAAUUCCGACGAUAAUGUAUUUGUUGGAGCACCCACAGGUUCAGGAAAAACAACCAUUGCGGAAUUUGCAGUGCUAAGGUUAUUGACGCAGAAUCCGGAAGGACGUUGUGUAUAUAUGGUUAGCAAAGAGGCUUUAGCUGAAUUAGUCUAUGCUGAUUGGGCAGCAAAAUUUGGUCAACAGUUGGGAAGAAAGGUUGUCCUACUGAGCGGCGAAACAGGAACGGAUUUGAAGCUACUUGCUAAAGGACAGAUCAUUAUCACCACGGCGGAUAAAUGGGACGUUUUAUCACGUAGAUGGAAACAACGGAAAAAUGUCCAAAACAUCCAGCUGUUUAUCGUGGAUGAAUUGCAGUUGAUUGGUGGUGAAGAAGGCCCUGUGCUAGAAGUUGCAUGUUCGCGAGCACGUUACAUCUCUUCGCAGCUUGACAAACCUACUAGAAUAAUAGCAUUAUCGGCUUCAUUGGCUGAUGCCAAAGACGCCGCACAGUGGUUGGGUGCACCGGCAGCUGCAACCUUUAAUUUUCACCCUACUGUGCGACCGGUACCUUUGGAGUUGCACGUGCAAGGUAUAAAUGUCACCCAUAACGCAUCAAGAUUAGCUGCCAUGGCAAAACCAGUAUAUAACGCAAUUCUUCGACACGCUGCACAUAAACCGGUGAUCGUAUUUGUACCAACUCGUCGACAAGCGAGAUUAACAGCCAUCGACUUGCUGACAUUCACGGCGGCUGAAGGUCAACCCUCGAGAUUCUUUCACGCGGAAGAGGCUGACAUUAAACCAUUUCUCGAUCGAAUGAGUGACAAAACGCUGAAGGAAACUUUGUCGCAAGGUGUAGCUUAUCUUCACGAGGGUUUAUCGACCGACGAUCGUCGUUUAGUUGAGCAAUUAUUUGACAGUGGAGCCAUCCAAGUUGCGGUUGCCACGAGGGAUCUCUGUUGGGGUUUAUCUAUCAGCUCCCACCUUGUCGUAGUCAUGGAUACACAGUGCUAUAAUGGCAAGACACAUGCCUACGAGGAUUAUCCGAUCACAGACGUUCUGCAGAUGGUAGCGCGAGCUAAUCGUCCGUUAGAAGAUGAGGAUGCCAAAUGCGUACUAUUGUGUCAAAGCUCAAAAAAAGAUUUUUUUAAGAAGUUUUUGAAUGAACCAUUACCAGUAGAGAGUCACUUGGAUCGCCGGUUGCAUGAUCACUUCAACGCGGAGAUUGUGACGAAGACGAUCGAGAACAAACAAGACGCGGUCGAUUACCUCACGUGGACUUUUCUGUAUCGACGACUCACUCAAAAUCCUAAUUACUAUGGCCUGCAAGGUGUCACACAUCGGCACCUCUCAGAUCAUCUAUCCGAGUUGGUCGAGAGCACGUUAACUGAUUUAGAACAAGCUAAAUGUGUCGCCGUGGAAGACGAAAUGGAUACCUUGCCUCUUAACCUCGGAAUGAUUGCUGCCUAUUACUAUAUCAAUUACGCUACUAUUGAAUUAUUCAGUCUGUCUCUUAAUAACAAGACGAAGAUCAGAGGUUUGCUAGAAAUUAUUUCAGCGGCUGCUGAGUAUGAGAGCGUGCCAGUGCGACAAAGAGAAGAAAAUUUACUAAGAAGUUUGGCUGCACGUUUACCUCAUGCUCCACAGGCUGCUAGAAUGGCCGAUCCUCAUGUGAAGGCGCAACUUCUUCUGCAAGCUCAUUUAUCGAGGAUACAGUUAGGCCCAGAAUUACAAAAGGAUACUGAAUUGGUAUUGAGCAAGGCCGUAAGACUGAUACAAGCUUGCGUCGAUGUCUUAAGUUCCUCUGGAUGGUUAGCACCUGCCGUUGCCGCUAUGGAACUUGCGCAGAUGGUGACGCAAGCGAUGUGGUCCAAAGAUUCUUAUUUGAAACAACUGCCGCAUUUUACAGCAGAGACCAUCAAGCGCUGCACCGACAAGGGCGUGGAAACUGUAUUUGACGUCAUGGAACUUGAAGAUGACGAUCGAAAUCGGCUAUUACAGUUAACGGAUGCGCAGAUGGCAGACGUGGCCAAAUUCUGCAACCGAUAUCCUAAUAUUGAGAUGUCGUAUGAAGUACAGGAGAAAGACAAAUUGCACAGUGGCGGCACAGUAAAUGUGAUCGUACAACUGGAACGGGAAGACGAAGUAAUUGGGCCGGUAGUCGCGCCGUUUUUCCCGCAAAAACGUGAGGAAGGUUGGUGGGUAGUGAUUGGCGACCCGAAGAGCAACUCCUUGCUCUCUAUCAAACGUCUGACGUUACAACAGAAGGCAAAAAUCAAGUUGGAUUUUGUCGCUCCUGCACCCGGUCAGCAUUCCUACACUUUGUACUUUAUGAGUGAUGCUUAUCUUGGUUGCGAUCAAGAAUACAAGUUCAUCAUCAACGUCGGAGAAUACGAAUCAGAUGCUAGUUCCGGUUCAGAUUCUGAUUGAAAUCAUUAAUAACUAAUAAAUAAACUUAAUAUGCUAUAUAGUAUAUACUAUUUUUUUGUACCAUAUGUAGGUAUGUCAAAAGUAUUACGAUAUCAUUCAUACAAUAUUUUUUUUAUUUAUUAACAGUAUCAGAGUAAUCUGUACUAGUAGAAAUUAUAAUUUCCUUUAUUGUACAAAUUCAAUUUCAAAUAUUUUAAUUGUCUUUCAAUUGUUCUUAUUCUAACAGCACAUAUGUGAAAUAAAAAAAUUGUACGCCUUAUUUUUUCUUAUUUUUUGUGGUCCAAUGGAUCAAUGAAAAGAGGAAUGGCAAGGAAAAGGAGAGGGAGGAAGAGAGAAUUAUACAACGUUAUAAUAAAGAUAUAACUUAUUGUUAUUAAUAAUCUCUUUGAUACGGUUACAAGUUCUCUUUAUUUUCGCAAAUUCGUUUUUACAACGACCGACCGCGCAUACCGCGCCCUUUUCCUUCUUUUGCAUAUGUCGCAUAGUGGGAUGAAUUCCGAAUGUAGGUAGACAAAACCCUUGAAAAAAAAAUUGUCAAAGAAGUUACAAAACCGCAUAUAUACACAUCUCAUACUUCUAUUGAAAAGAUCUGCACAGCGUAUGACAGUCGAAGCACAUAUUAUAUCAAAAUUUGAACUGACGCGAUUCCUUGUGCAGCUGUUUGUAAAUUAAAUUCUAGCGCCUAAAUAAAACAGCAUCUAAAUAAAGCAAAUCCCGUAGUUGUCGUAUUGGUAUA
Molecule: messenger RNA, 7186 nt
Organism: Trachymyrmex septentrionalis
Lineage: Eukaryota; Metazoa; Arthropoda; Insecta; Hymenoptera; Formicidae
Gene: l(3)72Ab
Product: putative U5 small nuclear ribonucleoprotein 200 kDa helicase
Exons: 7
Coding region: 25-6450 (2141 amino acids)
Cellular component (GO): nucleus
Molecular function (GO): ATP binding; nucleic acid binding; ATP hydrolysis activity
Source: RefSeq, a predicted model, not a curated record